Mucor mucedo is the source of this 438-nucleotide messenger RNA. RefSeq lists its product as uncharacterized. The transcript has a single exon. NCBI's taxonomy places the organism in Eukaryota, Fungi, Mucoromycota, Mucoromycetes, Mucorales, Mucoraceae. The record is from RefSeq and is a predicted model, not a curated record. The annotation marks the transcript as partial.
AUGACCCAGCUAGAAACCCAACAGCACGACUUGCUCAACCAAGUACACACCAUUAACCAGAGCAACAAGACCGCACCCAUCAGUAUCAAGAUUCGUUUACCCUCGCCCUUCUCUGGUCAAUCGGCCUCGUGUAAUACAUUCUUCACACAGCUCUCACUAUACUUCGCUGGUAACCCUGGUUACGACAACGAUGCCAAGAAAAUCUUACUUGCCACCUCUUGCCUGACUGGUCCCGCCUAUGCAUACAUCGAGCCAUACUUAAGAAAACUAGACGCUCUUCCCCACAACAAACCUGAUGUUCUCACCUCGUACCAAGUAUUCGUUGACACGAUUACCGCUGCAUUCGGCGAUUCCGAUCCCACCAUGAGCGCCGAACUCGCACUUCGUCGUUUGAGACAAACAAACUCUGCCACCGCCUAUGCCACCGAAAUCCGUCGU